Owenia fusiformis is the source of this 1099-nucleotide messenger RNA. Lineage: Eukaryota; Metazoa; Annelida; Polychaeta; Sabellida; Oweniidae. The record is from the annotation of a GenBank genome assembly.
AUAUCGAUCAUUACAAGGAUAUGUAACGCAUGUCGAACACUUGCGUGCACUUUACAAGUUUAUAAGUCUAUAAGUUGUAAAAUAUGGUUAUUAUCACUGGCGGAUCCAGGAGCUAACAAGGGGAGGGGAGGCCUAAAAUCGAAAAUUGGUAGUCUAACUUGAUCGUGAACAUGAAUCAUCAACUGCUAACAGUUCUGUUUGUAUUCACCAUUGCAACUGGUGCAGUUGACAGUGAACAAUGGUUGGAGCCAAAAUAUACAUGGAACGUAGCAGAAGGCAAGCCAACUAUGCAAUCAUCGAACUAUUAUGGCUAUAACAAAGGGUUUUCUAAUUUGGCCGUUGAUGGGAACCCCGAUGAUGACUGGUACCAUGGGUCUUGUACGCAUACAAGGAAUGAUGUAAGAGCAUGGUGGAUGGUCGACCUACAAGCCACGUACACGAUAUACUCUGUCAAAGUGGUCAAUUGCAGAAAUUCUGCGCCAUCACGAUUGAGCAACUUUAAGAUAGAAGUAAGCAACAAUAUGGUGAAUUGGAUCCUAUGUCAUCAUCAAACUGGAGGCCUGAGCAGUGCCUGGGAAUUAUACUACUGUCAAGCAUCCGUGUCUGGCCGUUAUGUCAGGAUCCAAUUACAGGGUCAGAACUAUCUAACACUUUGUGAGGUUGAAGUUAACGUGCAUAAUGCAUAAUGGCUACGGACGCCACGGGACAAUUCUGAGAACUGAUAAUAAGCCUCUCUCAGAGAGUUUGCCAAGGCCUAGCAAAUCAUGAAACUAUACAUCUGCUGAGUGUCAGACAACACUGCUAAAAGUCAUUUCUCAAAAUGACCACCACCAUUGACGUCAUAGGAUUAUGUGUCGUUCUUGCUAUAUUUACAAAUGAGCAUAGCUACUAGCCAGUAACAAUGAAGUCUAGUUGUUAUAACUUACUAUAGCUACAUUGCCUUUACCUAUUAUAUUGCCUUAACUCAACCUUGCCUCAUCUAUUUAGAUUAACCUUACCUGUCUAUGUCAAUAAUCUGCAAAAGGCUAAUAAGCCCAUAUGAAGCAGAUAUAUAAUGUAAAUACAUUAUAAAGGGUGACCAAAUCAGAAGACAAUUGCA